Messenger RNA from Plasmopara halstedii, 162 nucleotides. RefSeq lists its product as uncharacterized. The record is from RefSeq and is a predicted model, not a curated record. The transcript is spliced from 2 exons. NCBI's taxonomy places the organism in Eukaryota, Oomycota, Peronosporomycetes, Peronosporales, Peronosporaceae. The coding region runs from base 1 to 162 and encodes 53 amino acids.
AUGUCCGCUCAACCUGUGUUCACCGGCAAAAUUCUGAUUCAAAGUGUCAGCGUGACACGCAGAGAUGAUAUUGUGUACUUCAUUCAACAACAGGAUCGAGAGUCACUUCGGAGACGAAGUACUUGGUUGCUCUCCCCAUAUCUCAUGAGUGAUGUACAGUAA